UACUUCUUUCUCUCUCUCUUUCACGCCUACCAUCACAGUUCUUCGCCAGUGCGCGUGCAUUUUACAUCUUUUGCUCUUGCAAACUUCAGCAACAAUAAUAGGUAUUAACCUAAAAAUUAGCCCGAGGAACUUUUGUGUCCACUCAUUACGUCUCCGGCAGGGUCCGUAAAGCGGGUUAUUGUUAUCACAUAAAAUUUGUGAUAAACCUUUCGCAAAGCAAAAAGUGGUACAGUUGGCAGCAAGUCCAACAGUGUUGCUGUGUUGAGCGCGUGAAAAUCUUCGCAGUAGGCGACGCCACCGCUUCGCUACCUCUGUCAACGCUUCCAGACGAACCGGCUAUCGACGGCAUACGUCCAGUUGCAUUCAAACGAACACCUUCAGCACGGAAACACUCUAUUGCCGAUUUCUUGUGUGAAACGCGGCUUAAACGCUAGCAAACAUGGGCGAUUAUCAACAAGAUCCGAUGGUCCAUCUGGAGCUGACUGGGAAUACGGGCCUGGUGCUUCGUAGACCGUUCGAUCCGACUGCACACGAUCUUGAUGCAUCAUUCCGCUUAACCCGAUUUGCCGACCUGAAGGGUCGCUGUUGCAAAGUGCCGAAGGAGGUUCUGGAAAAGUUGGUAUCGUCGUUGCAACAGGAUUACAUGCAGGAUCCGGAACAGCCCUUUAUGCCGGUUAGUUCACCCCGCAUAGGCAUUGGGCUGGAUUGUUCGGUCAUCCCGCUAAGACACGGUGGCCUCUGUAUGGUGCAGACAACGGACUUCUUUUAUCCGAUCGUAGACGAUCCGUACAUGAUGGGCAAGAUUGCGUGCGCCAACGUGCUGAGCGAUUUGUACGCGAUGGGUGUCACGGACUGUGACAACAUGCUGAUGCUGCUUGCCGUAAGCACGAAGAUGAUCGAAAAAGAGCGUGACGUUGUCAUUCCAUUGAUAAUGCGCGGAUUUAAGGAUUCUGCCUUGGAAGCGGGAACGAGUGUGACUGGCGGUCAUAGUGUGGUGAAUCCGUGGUGCACCAUCGGUGGGGUAGCCACAACGAUCUGCCAGCAGAACGAAUUCAUCGUGCCAGAUAAUGCCGUUGUAGGUGACGUACUGGUUCUGACGAAAGCACUCGGAACUCAGGUUGCGGUAAAUGCGCACCAAUGGUUGGAUCAAUCAGAAAGGUGGAACCGCAUUAAGCUUGUCGUCUCGGAAGAAGACGUACGGAAGGCUUAUCACCGCGCAAUGGAUUCGAUGUCUAGACUGAACCGUGUGGCUGCGCGCCUAAUGCACAAGUAUAACGCGCACGGUGCCACCGACGUGACCGGGUUUGGGCUGCUGGGUCAUGCCCAAACUUUGGCAUCCCAUCAAAAGAAUGAGGUGUCGUUCGUAAUUCACAAUCUGCCCGUGAUCGCCAAGAUGGCGGCCGUUGCCAAGGCCUGCGGCAAUAUGUUCCAGCUCCUACAAGGCCAUUCGGCGGAAACAUCCGGUGGGCUGCUGAUUUGUUUGCCCCGUGAACAAGCCGCAGCAUACUGCAAGGACAUCGAAAAGCAGGAAGGAUGUCAAGCCUGGAUCAUUGGUAUCGUCGAGAAGGGUAGCCGCACGGCACGAAUCAUCGACAAACCGCGAGUGAUUGAAGUUCCGGCGAAGGAUUAAGGCCUUGAAAUUCCCUCUAUAUAUGCGUUUAGUUUAUUAUUUCAUUCAUUUGCUUGUUAAACCUUCUAAACACACCACAUACGUUCAACGGAUUUCUUCUAUGAAAUACACAUUCAAUUGAGAUGCUCAUUACUAGAGCGUGCAACCUACGAUAACAACCAGCGGAAGAUUGCUUUUGUCGAGUGUUUUUUAAUGUUACAUUUACAGCAAAACUAGAAUCGGAAGAAAUGAUACGGACGCACGUCACAAGGGCGGCUGGAGAAGGAAAAUAUGACAAUGAAAGGCAAGCGAUGUAUGCGAUGGAUCUGUAUAGCGAGCGAACGUACAUGUUUGUCUGUUUUAUAAAUAUUAUUGUGCACAAAACGAUGUGAACAAUUCGGUAAGCGAAAAGAAGGAGGAUGAAAGAAUUAAUUUGAGGAAAUGAAGAGAAGACUACAUUAAUAAUUAGCAUUGUCCUUAGAUUUAAUCCAAUGAAAGCCACAUAAAAUAAAACGAAAAAUAGAACUAA
Messenger RNA from Anopheles funestus (African malaria mosquito), 2138 nucleotides. It is a transcript of the gene Sps1, whose product is annotated as inactive selenide, water dikinase-like protein. Gene Ontology annotation, cellular component: cytoplasm. Gene Ontology annotation, biological process: L-selenocysteine biosynthetic process. The coding region runs from base 440 to 1630 and encodes 396 amino acids. The record is from RefSeq and is a predicted model, not a curated record. Lineage: Eukaryota; Metazoa; Arthropoda; Insecta; Diptera; Culicidae. Gene Ontology annotation, molecular function: selenide, water dikinase activity; ATP binding. The transcript is spliced from 3 exons.